Molecule: messenger RNA, 1150 nt
Organism: Ixodes scapularis (black-legged tick)
Lineage: Eukaryota; Metazoa; Arthropoda; Arachnida; Ixodida; Ixodidae
Product: regucalcin
Exons: 5
Coding region: 124-1038 (304 amino acids)
Biological process (GO): L-ascorbic acid biosynthetic process
Molecular function (GO): gluconolactonase activity; calcium ion binding; enzyme regulator activity
Source: RefSeq, a predicted model, not a curated record
GUACCCUCAACACGCCGGAGCGUUUAGGAACUCGUGGCGGUCGCGCAAGCAGAACCGCCCCCGGCACACGUAGCAGCGGGGCAGCGCGGUGUAUCGACAUCGACUUCCUCGAAGUCGGGAGGAAUGUCGGUGAGCGCGGCGUCCCCUUUGCGCUCGAACCUGGGCGAAGGCCCCCACUGGGAGCCCAGCUCGGCCAGCCUGCUGUACGUGGACGCCUUCGAAGGAGACGUGUGCAGACUGGACCUGGCCACGGGGAACACCAGCAGCGUCCACUUCGAUGGCACGGUGACGUUCGCCAUUCCCUACGCGUCGAACCCGGCCCUGAACGUGAUGACGCUGAACCGGGAGCUGCGUCGGUUGGACUGGAGGACCGGGGACUCGGCGGUCCUGUGCCAAGUGGACGACGAGAGGCCCCGCAACCACUUCAACGACGGCAAGUGUGACGUCACGGGACGCCUGUGGGCAGGUACCAGAGGCGCAGAGCUGGAGCCAGGCGUUCUGGACCUGGGCAAAGGGUCUCUAUACAGCUUCGAACCGACCGAUUUGAAGGCCGUCAGUCAUAUGGAAGGUCUGAACAUCUCCAACGGCAUGACGUGGUCGCCGGACAACACGACCAUGUUCUUCAUCGAUUCGUACAGUCGGAAAAUUUACUCCUUCCGGUCUUCUGCCGAGGACGGACGACUAUCUGACAGACAGACUUUUCUGAACUGGAACAGCCAUCCAUCUUACAAGGACUGCGGAUACCCGGACGGAAUGACGCACGAUGCCCUGGGAAGACUCUGGGUGGCUUGCUACGACGGAGGGAGGGUGCUCAACAUUGAUCCCGAAACAGGGACGCUGCUAAGACAGGUGAUCAUUCCUGCUGCAAGAACCACGUCAUGCUGUUUCGGAGGCUCCAACUACGACGAGCUGUUCGUGACGUCAGCGUGGCGCGGCCUCACCGAGGACCAGCUCAAGCGCGAGCCGCUCUCAGGAACCGUGUUCAGGGUCACCGGCCUGGGAGUUUCAGGCUGCCCCGCUUACAAGUUCAAUCGCUAGUGGCCGUCGCCAGGAGUGUUGUACGCAACGUCGAUGCAUUUUUUACUUCUUGGCCCUUGGUUCUGGCUUCUCAGACACGCAAGAAAGGUCGAAGCGUUAUCAAUAAAUGAAU